Molecule: messenger RNA, 489 nt
Organism: Salvia splendens (bonfire salvia)
Lineage: Eukaryota; Viridiplantae; Streptophyta; Magnoliopsida; Lamiales; Lamiaceae
Product: early nodulin-20
Exons: 1
Coding region: 1-489 (162 amino acids)
Source: RefSeq, a predicted model, not a curated record
AUGGCCUCCAUUUCCCCAAUUCUCCUCUUCUCACUUCUCCUCUUCGCUUACCCCGUCCUCUCCGAUCAAUCCCCGUCCCAUUCACCUUCUCUACCUCCGCAUCCAUCCUCCGACGAAAUCUCGCCGCCUCCUGCCUCCCCUUCCCCCUCCCCCGCUCACCUCUCCUCACCCCCUGCGCCGCCGCCGUCAGAUCUCGACUCACCAUCGCCUUCUCCUGCGCCGAAUGCAGACGACAGCUCUCCCGCUCCCGCUCCCGCGCCGGAAGCGGACGCCGGAGACAUCAAGCCCGAGAGCAAGCCCAAUGCGGCUGAUUUGGAUAGCAAGGAAGACUCAACAGGCGGAAUGAGCGUAGGACAGAAAGCCGGCGUUGCAGUCGGAGUGAUCACCGGAGCUUUCGUAGUCGGCGCCGGCGUAGUGGUGUAUAAGAAGCGGCAGCAGAAUAUCCAGCGGUCGCAGUACGGGUACGCCGCCAGGAGAGAGAUUCUGUAG